CUCUCUCUCUGCGCCGUAUAAAUGCCAACAGCUGAUCGCGAGACGGCACACUCACGGGAACACCUCGCGGAAGCCUCAGAAAGAGAGAGAGAGAGAGAGAGAGAGACUGAGGGGAAGAGAGAGAGAGAGAGAGAGAGAGAGAGAGAGGGGGAUAGAGAGAGAAAGAGGGGAUGCUGUUGAUCCACUCGGCCGCAGGGAGUCUUCUUGUGAUUUUCUACCGACCCGAGUAGAGUCGCUCUUAACGGGAAUUAAGGACUAUUUCUGCGGCAAAGAAGAGAGGACAAGGUGUCCGACAAUUAUUUUGAAAAGCUUCCAAAAUCGUACUUCCAUUUUUUUGUAUCCCUCUUAUUUUCUUCGCAUCCCUCCCUCCCUCCUCCUCCUCCUCCUCCUCCUCUUCCUCCUCCAUCUCUUCUUCCUCUUCUUUAAAGAGGCCCGAGAGUCGUUGCACGCGCUGCAGGGUACCUUCCACCGCCUGUUAUUAUUUUUGUUUUUAUUUUUGACUGCUCGCGAGCCUCUGCCCACCCCCACCCCGGCCCCACUCCCACCCCCCUAUCCGAGCUGCCGCCUGCCAGCGAGCUCAGAGAGCGCGAGGCACCCCCCGGAGGGAGCUGUCCGGUGCUGAAGUUGCAUUUCUCUUCUUCUCUGCACGAGGACCUACGCGGGAAGACAGAGGACGGCCAGAGAGACUCAGACAGAAAAAGAAAUUGUAUUUUUUUUUAAAGCAGCGGUUAAAAGGAGACGUCUGUCACCGGAUCAGUUCGCAGCUCGCCGCUUUCUCAAAAAAAAAAAAAAAAAAAAAAAAAAAAAAAAAAACAUCUGAAGACAAUCUUCCUCCGGGUUCGCCUCCGUCUUGCUAGUGUGUAACGGGCGAAAUCACCACGCUGGCCAGGCCGUCGGCGGUCGGCUGUGUUUGUGAGUGUGUGUCGUUGUGUUUUGUGAGAGUGUGUGUCGGUGUCGCACCACCAUGCCAAGGUCUUUCCUGGUGAAAAAGGUGAAACUGGAUGAUUUCUCCACCGGGGCGGAUUUGGAGAACGCCUACCGGCACAGGACAGACCUCAGCCUGCGGCUCCAUGACAAAGCUGGUUACAUCAGUGACUACAUCAGCCCUGUUGUGUACGAUGGUGAGAGUGACAGUGGGAUCAAGGUGCCCUCGCCUGACCCCCUCUAUGAUGGUAUCCACAGUGACUACGGGGCCCCUGACUCUGAGUCUCCUGACAGCCCCGGCUCAGAAAUCACUGAUGGCUACAUCAACGGAGAUGCUGCAGUGAGCGAGGGUUACACAGUCGAUGCCUUCUUCAUCACCGACGGCCGCUCGAGGAGGAAAGCCCUCGGCAGCCCUCGGAGCAUUCAGAGGCACACCUGCAACGAGUGCGGCAAAACCUACGCCACGUCUUCCAACCUGAGCCGGCACAAACAGACACACCGCUCGCUGGACAGCAAGCUGGCAAAGAAAUGUCCGACCUGUGGGAAGGUGUACGUGUCCAUGCCCGCCAUGGCCAUGCACCUGCUCACUCACGACCUCAAGCACAAGUGCGAUGUGUGUGGGAAAGCGUUCAGUCGACCUUGGCUUUUGCAGGGCCACAUGCGCUCCCACACGGGUGAGAAGCCGUUUGGGUGCGCCCACUGCGGGAAGGCCUUCGCAGACCGCUCGAACCUGCGCGCUCACAUGCAGACCCACUCGGCCUUCAAGCACUUCAAGUGUAAACGCUGCAACAAGACCUUCGCGCUCAAGAGUUACCUGAACAAGCACUACGAGUCUGCCUGCUUCAAAGGCCCCUUCUCUCCUCUUGGCCCCCUAGAUGCAUGACCCCCUGCAUAGAUAAAACAACAGACAAAACUGCAGACAUAAAUUACCAUUAUCCUUACAGACUGAACUGCAGACACAAACAAUCUAUUUUUGGUCAGAAUAUGACCUUGCUUUCCCUCCUUCCUCUCCCUCUUACCCCCCUCCCCCCCAAACCCCCUACCCUCCACCUUGCUUUCCCUCGGAGCCUAUUCAUGAUGAUGAAGAUGAUGAAGAUAGCACAAUUUUUCUCCUUGAGAUUUGCCCACUUAAGGAUUUAACUGAUCUACGCAUGCACUUCCUCAAAAACUCUUCACCUCCUCUUCCUCUGUCUGUUCUGGAUAGAGACAAUAAUACUAACUCGGCUUCCUUCUGGCAUCUAGAUACAGUACGACACCAUGUAUUUUGGGACACUGAUGAUGAUGAUGAUGAUGAUGAUGAUGAUGAUGAUGAGGAUGAUGAGGAUGACGACAAAGACAAUAGUAAGCCUAUAGUUACUGGGUUCCUCCCUGCACUGAAAAGCAGUGAAAGAGUUUUUCCUUCUGAUUUUGUUUUUUGGGGGAAUAAUAGUAAUAAUAAUAGUAAUAAUAAUGAUAAUAAUAAUGUUCUGCUGCACCAAGUGACCAUAUUCUCUCCACUACUGAGGUAAAAAUGCUAUUUAUUUACUUAUGGAUUUAUUUAUUUCAACAUUUUUUUUUCUUUUUUAUUUAUUGUAAGUUUAUACUUGAUUUGAUAACAACAAAGUGAUACCAUUAUUUAUUUGUUGCACUUUAAUUUCUGUAUAUGUAUGUAGGAUAUUUGCCAACCUCUUUUUAUCACUACAGGCCAAAGCAUAUGUCACUUUUUUGAGUACUAUUUUUUCCUAUUAUGUUGUUUACCUUUUUCUUAUUAACGUUAUUGCAUGCAAAAAAAGGAAAAAAAAAAGAAAUCUAUGCCAACAUCAUAAAAAGCUUAUGAUUUUUGCCAAAAUCCUAUAGAUAGAACCUGAGGGCAAUAUUUUUCUCUUGGAGCCUCCGUAGGACUCUUUAAAAAGCAAUAAUCACCUAAUGCAUGGUAUUUUAUGAUGAAGUUAUGAAGUAUUACCUACUACUGUAUAGCAGUUUAAAAAUCAGGUAUGUUUUACUUCACCUAUAGUCAUAAACAGAAAAAUACUAAUAUUACAGACAUCAGGGAACAUGCCAAUGUAGUGUUAGAGUAACAAAAAGAAAAGUCCUGUCUUUCCUCUCUUGUUAUGCACUGCCUGCCUCUUAGUGAGUAGAACUAAUGUAGGAUGUAGGCUAGAGAGGCUGGGAUCAGCUGCCUGCUGGGUGUGAGGCCUAUUGUAGGAUAACUAUAACCCUGACAGACCUGCGCGACGCUAACUCUAGCAUGAAACAAGCCUGCUAACAAUAAGCAGGAGAGGCCUAACUCUGGAUCAGGCCUCUCAACAUUUUACUCAGAUUGGAUCAUUGACCAUUCAUGAGAGUUCAGUGAUUUUUUUAAAAAGUUUUUCCUGGGAUGAAAACAUCUUUCCUGUUUUAUGCAGCCAAAUAAUGUAACAACAGGUCUUUAACAACCUUUUAAUAACACUAAGAGACAUCUUAUCUUGCUCUUGAUACAAACAAACACUAUGUGAUGAGGUUAAUACAGCAGCAAUCAGAGUGGAGAAUUAUGCACUGAGAUCUCUGUAUACUUUCAGUAGAGAACCAAGUCAAAGUUUGCUGCAUUGUUGAAGUUAGACUGAGGUCAACGUUAAAUGCAAUGCAUUAUUCAGCUACCCUUCCAGUGCACUUCCAAACCAUACAGCAUGCAUUCUUAAACCACAGAAAAAGCAUGCACUUAAGCUGGAUGGUCUGACUGCAGCUUAACUGUUACAGUCCCAUACUGUACAUACAUACGACAGAGUCCUGAUUAUUCUGCAGUAGGCCCCAUUCAUCCCUACUGGUGCCGACCAUAGGCUAACUCUAUGAGCGAUAUACCUACAGACAGGCUAACUCUAAUCACCCUGGACCCAUAGAUGGUUUAAUCUUUGAUCUAGCUGGCCAAUACCAGUGUUGCUGAACCCAGUUCUCUGCAGCUCAGAAACCUUUUCUACAGAUCCAUGGAGCUUCCUGAGAGACAGACUGAGGACACACAGAUCUGCACAAAUAAAAUUAAGCACUUCUUUAUGUUCAUAUGCCACACUGUAUGUCCACAUUGUAACCUUGCAUAGACACAUUCACAUGUGCACAAGUUUCAUGGGUGCAUGCCCGCACAUGUGUGAACACAGUGUUUGCUGAUGAGCUCUUAGAGGUGACACAAUAUGUGUCUACGGUCAAAUUUUCAACAACUGAAUAGAAAUGGGUUUAAUACUCAGAUGUGGAUCUCUGACAAAGAACUUUUGAUAAUCGCAGUAUUUCCUCAUGCAUGAGAUUACUCAGUUAAUGCUGGAGUUGGACUUAAAACCAACUCCAUUUAGGGUUAAAGACAAACUGAGAGUCUGUCCUGUUGCAUGGGCCCAUUAUUUAACGUCAUUUAAAUCUGAGAGAUAAAGCUAUAAGACCUGUACACAACAUCAAAGGUGAUCACAUCUGACAAUGUCCUGCAGUCAGAAAGCCUACACUUUGUGAUAAGUGUUUUGUUGCAUAAUAAGACGAUACAAUCUUUACGUCUUUUGCAAAGGAGCUUUUUUUUUUUUGAAAAAUGUGGCUCACAAGUCAAUAAGAAGGAGGCAGUUUUUGUUGUGACUGGAGCAAUCAGUAUGUGAGUCAGCAAACUGCAGGUCUUAUCUCUCUCCCUGAUGCGUGAACUAGAUUUGAGCUGCAAUUACUUGAAUUGUAUCAGACGAUUAGUCAUAGAGCUCCGACUUGUUAUGGCUUACAUUUUUGUUUUUGUCUUUUUAUCUGUGAUUUGUAAGACUUGGUCACAAGAAUCAGCUAUACAUACAAAGUAGGCUGAAACAUUGCAUUUGGCACUAUUUUAGAAGCAGAUAGAAUGAUGAAGAGCCUAUAUGUGCAAAGACACAAAAGUUUGGGGACAUUGAUGGUGUUAUUUUAACCACAGACUCUAAAAUCUUAUUUCUCACUUCUGUCUGAAUGAGAAAUAAAAUCUUAAAAACACUAUUGCUACAGUAGUGACUGAUGACAGUGUGACGCGUACAAAGUUGCUAACAAUACCGCUGACAGUAUCUCUGGCUGCGAUGUCUCCAGUUGUUGUUUAUGUGUCACAGAUUGUUUCAUUGUGUAUUAAACUCUUUGCAUCUUUGCACUGCAGUCUAAACAUUUUAAGGGUAUUUGGCCAAAGUAGUUGUUGUACUGCUGGUUACCGUCAUUAAGGCAGAGAAGCUGAGUUUGUGCAUUUGUUUGUCUGUGUGUCUGUCUCUGGAUGAGCUCCGGAUCUGUUCUCUCUAAGCACUUCCAUUCUAGUCAUUUCCACCUUAAAGAAAGUAGCACAAUGAAACUAACUAGAAUUCAGGUAGAGAAGAAUUAAAAACCUUGUACUAGCUUGACCUCUCUUCUUUUUUUGUAUUUCCAAGUUAAAGAAUGAUGAUAACCUAAAUAAUCAUUUAUUGCAAGAGGGUUUGUAAAGAAUCCUUUGGAUUGAUACAUUUUUACUGCUGUAUAGCGAUUAUCUGACACACCUUAUCUCAGGAGGUUUGGAUCUCUGUUGCAGAGAGACAAUCUCCUGGGGAUUUUUUUGAGCCAGUAUUCAGACAAUGUAAGCACAAUGAACACAAAGCAUUUUGUGGCACUUCAUAAUAAAGAAUAAUCUUAAUUAACCAAG
Molecule: messenger RNA, 5524 nt
Organism: Lates calcarifer (barramundi perch)
Lineage: Eukaryota; Metazoa; Chordata; Actinopteri; Centropomidae
Product: transcriptional repressor scratch 1
Exons: 2
Coding region: 965-1807 (280 amino acids)
Biological process (GO): regulation of DNA-templated transcription
Molecular function (GO): DNA-binding transcription factor activity, RNA polymerase II-specific; RNA polymerase II cis-regulatory region sequence-specific DNA binding
Source: RefSeq, a predicted model, not a curated record